Messenger RNA from Capra hircus (goat), 1874 nucleotides. RefSeq names its product protein activator of interferon induced protein kinase EIF2AK2 (gene PRKRA). NCBI's taxonomy places the organism in Eukaryota, Metazoa, Chordata, Mammalia, Artiodactyla, Bovidae. The record is from RefSeq and is a predicted model, not a curated record. The transcript is spliced from 7 exons. Bases 419 to 1363 code for a protein of 314 amino acids.
AGGGCCCAGAGUGGUGGGCAGCAGGGGGCGGGGGAGCCGGCUAUCCAGCAGCAUUCUGGGUAAAGCCCCUUCCCGGAGCUCGCGUCCUAGCGGCUGCAGGGAGGCGGGCGGGCGGACCAGCGAGCGCUCCACCCCGCCCUCUCGGCCGCAAGCCGGCCGGGGACCCGCCCCCCCGUGGCCUCGGGCAGCGCCGGCUGGACGGAGGGGGAGAGCGGCUGCCGCGGAGGGAAAGGGGUUUGCAGGCUGGGACCUGGGAGGAUGCAGCAUCCGCCGUACCUCUCGAUUCCCCUGCGAAUCCCUCCUACCCGCAUUCAAGUUAUUUUCUUUAAGACCUCCUUUGCGGGGCCCGGAGACUGGCGCGCCUCGUCAGCUCUAACCCUGUCCGACCCGGAGCUCGGUCCCUCCGGCGUCACCGGUGAUGGCUGCUUGCUUCUGCUUCUCUCCCCGCUUUGACAUGCAACGCACAGCUUUGUCUGGUUUUUGCAGUUUGGGGAAGAUGAUUACAGCUAAGCCAGGGAAAACACCGAUUCAGAUAUUACACGAAUACGGCAUGAAGACCAAGAACAUCCCGGUUUAUGAAUGUGAAAGAUCCGACGUGCAAAUACACGUGCCCACUUUCACCUUCAGAGUAACCGUUGGUGACAUAACCUGCACAGGUGAAGGUACAAGUAAGAAGCUGGCGAAACAUAGAGCUGCAGAGGCUGCCAUAAACAUUUUGAAAGCCAAUGCAAGUAUUUGCUUUGCAGUUCCUGAUCCCUUAAUGCCUGACCCUUCCAAGCAACCAAAGAACCAGCUUAAUCCUAUUGGCUCAUUACAGGAAUUGGCCAUUCAUCAUGGCUGGAGACUUCCUGAAUAUACGCUUUCCCAGGAGGGAGGACCUGCUCAUAAGAGAGAAUAUACCACAAUUUGCAGGCUUGAAUCAUUCAUGGAAACUGGAAAGGGGGCAUCAAAGAAACAAGCCAAGAGAAAUGCUGCUGAGAAAUUUCUUGCCAAAUUCAGUAAUAUUUCUCCAGAGAACCACAUUUCUUUGACAAAUAUGGUAGGGCAUUCUUUAGGUUGUACUUGGCAUUCCUUAAGGAAUUCUCCUGGUGAAAAGAUCAACUUACUGAAAAGAAGCCUCCUCAGUAUUCCAAAUACAGAUUACAUCCAGCUGCUUAGUGAAAUUGCGAAGGAACAAGGUUUUAAUAUAACAUAUUUGGAUAUAGAAGAACUGAGUGCGAACGGACAGUACCAGUGUCUCGCUGAACUGUCCACCAGUCCCAUCACGGUCUGUCAUGGCUCGGGGAUCUCCUGCAGCAGUGCGCAGAGUGAUGCAGCUCACAAUGCUUUGCAGUAUUUAAAGAUAAUAGCAGAGAGAAAGUAAACUUGGAACAACUGAGAAAACCCUCCAGUAGCACCUAAGAAGUUCCCCUUUCACCCCUUCCCAAGUAAAACAUGUAUUAUAAUGUUUGAGUUUGUGUGUUGGUUUUAAAUCUCUUCAUAGAUUCCAUCAACACUCCAGAUUUAAUUAUCUCCUAGUAGUUGUUACUAAGAUGUUUUUAAUGGCUUCAACUUUGUAUUGGUAUAUUGUAUUUAUAAACUUUGUACCAUAGGCAGAGUGUAGCACCCAUUUUCCAAUGCCCUGUACAUAGAAGGGAAAAACUGCAUGUUUGUUGUUGAUGAUGAUGGUGAAAUAAAACUGCUAGCAAGUCUUUACUACUGGUGCUUAACCUCUUUGCACAAGGCUUUGUAAAGGGAUUUCAAAGGAAGCCCCUUAGAAUUAGUGUUGAGGAAUGCGCUAACAGGUUUUAACUGAAUGCAGUUGUUAAAUUUCAGAGAACACGAUUGGUCUGUGUAUUUGAAUCCAUGUAAUAAAGAGCUGUUGUUAUAAUGGG